Phymastichus coffea is the source of this 9541-nucleotide messenger RNA. RefSeq names its product amyloid-beta-like protein (gene Appl). Bases 342 to 2843 code for a protein of 833 amino acids. Gene Ontology annotation, molecular function: heparin binding; transition metal ion binding. Gene Ontology annotation, cellular component: membrane; neuron projection; neuronal cell body. NCBI's taxonomy places the organism in Eukaryota, Metazoa, Arthropoda, Insecta, Hymenoptera, Eulophidae. The record is from RefSeq and is a predicted model, not a curated record. The transcript has 15 exons. Gene Ontology annotation, biological process: central nervous system development; axonogenesis.
GCAGCAGCAGCAGCAGCAGCAGCAGCUUCGGGGGCGUGUGGUGUGCGCCUGUGCCGUGCUCCCCCUGUGUGGAUCCGCCAGUGCGAAACUCGCCGUGUUGCAGGACGCGCGCCACCGUGCCACAGCUCCAUUGCCAAUCCUGAUGCUCGCACGCGCCUCUUAGCCCGGAGGUACGAUUACGCGUGCUCGAUUACGCCUGCUGCCCCUCGCGACCAGCAGUUCCACAGUCGUCGGAGAAACGAGCGACGGUGCAGCAGUUGACAGUGCUGGUGCUUGCCGAUCCGCGGACACGCGCGCACACACCGUCGCACGGCAGAGGGCGAGAGCGACGAGGAGGAAGGAUGUCGCGGGUGCUGGAGCUGCUGCUCGUCCUCGGCGCCCUGUCCAGCUGCGCCGCUCAGGCGGUGUCUGAGCGGCUGGAACUAGCUCCCGCUGGCAGCAGAUCCGAACCACAGGUGGCGACGCUAUGCGAGGCGGGUGAGGUGUACCUGGCGCAGCACAUGGGCGACCAAGGACGGUGGAUCUCGUCGACGGACACCAAGAGCUGCAUGACCGACAAGCUAGAAAUUCUAGAAUACUGCAAGAAGGCCUAUCCCAAGAGAGACAUCACCAACAUCGUCGAGUCGUCGCGUUACACCCGAGUCAGCGGCUGGUGUAAGCCCGGCAAGAACAAAUGUAAGCUCUCGAGAUGGGUCAAGCCCUACAGAUGUCUUGAAGGCCCCUUCCAGAGCGACGCGCUGCUCGUGCCGGAGGGCUGCUUAUUCGAUCAUCUGCACAACGAGACCAAAUGCUGGGAGUCAUUCAGAUGGAAUUCGACGGCUGCGGAUACCUGCCGCGAGCGCAACAUGAAUCUACGGAGCUUCGCCAUGCUACUGCCCUGCGGCAUCAGCCUCUUCGCCGGCGUCGAGUUCGUCUGCUGUCCGAAACACUUGAAAGAGAACAUGAAGCUGAAGAAGCACUACGAGAUGCACGUGCCUAAGGGGCUGGUGGAUGACUUGGAGGAGGAGGAUGAGAAUUUGAACGACGACGCCGAUCAAGACGACGACGCCGACGACGAUUCCGAGUCCGACGAGAACGUGGACGACGUGCUCGGCGAUCAGCCUGACGACGAGGACGAGAGCAACGAGGAUUACAUCGAGGACGACGAUACUUCUACCAGGCCAUCGUCGUCGGCCCCGCCACCGUCAAGCAGCACGAACAAGCAGAAGGAGGCGAACUCGAUGGAGAGCACGAGCAACAACGCCACUGCGAGUCCAAGCGCUUCCAACGGAGGCAGCAGCAGCACUCAGCAGCCGGGAUUCUUGGCGCACGGUACCCCCGAUCCCUACUUGACCCACUUCGAUCCGCGCUCCGAGCACCAGAGCUACAAGCAAGCGCAGAUGAGGCUCGAGGAAAUUCACAAGGAGGAGGUUACCAAGGUGAUGAAGGACUGGAGCGACCUGGAGGAGCGCUACCAGGACAUAAGGGCGCGCGAUCCAGGAGCCGCCGACGCCUUCAAGCGCUGGAUGACCGUGCGCUUCCAGCAGACCGUCGCGGCUCUCGAGGCAAGCGGCGCCGCCGAGAAGCACCAUCUCAGCGCGAUGCACCAGCAGCGCGUGCAGGAGACGGUGAAGCAGAGGAACGAGGAGGCCAUGUCCUGCUACACAGCGGCGCUGAACGAGAUCCCGCCUAACGAGCACCGCAUCCAGAAGUGUCUGCAGAAGCUGCUGCGGGCGCUGCACAAGGACCGCCACCACACGAUCGCGCACUACAAGCACCUGCUGGACAGCAGCCUGGAGCAGGCGCAGCGCGAGAAGCCGGCCACGCUGGAGCACCUCGCCGACAUCGACCGCAUCACCAAUCAGAGCCUGCUCAUGCUGCAGCGCUACCCGGAGCUGAUCGACAAGAUCGGCAAGCUGAUGAACGACUACGUGCUGGCGCUGCGCAGCAAGGACGAGACGCCGGGGCUGCUGCUGGCGAUGACGCGCGAGGCCGAGGCCGCCAUCCUGGACAAAUUCCAGGCGGACGUUGCGAGCAAGCAGCAAGAGAAAGAGCACCAGAAGCAGCUGGAGCGCGAACGCAAAGAGCAGCGCAAGGCCGAGAGAGGCGAGCUAAGGAGCGAGCAGCAGCAGCAGCUGAUCAAGGAGGAGGCGGGCGACGAGCAGCCGCAAACGGUCACGCCGGUCCAGAAGCAGCCGCAGCCGCAGCCUCAGCAGCAGCAACAGCAGCAGCAAGAGCAGCAGGAGCAGCAGCAGCAACAACAGCUGUCAGAGCUGGACGAGGACGAGGAGAUAGAGGACGACCUAAAGCCACAGGCGCAGAAGAAGGACCAGCAGCAGCAACAGCAGCAGCAGCAGCAGCAGCAGCAGCAACAGCAACAGCAGCAACAGCAACAGCAGCAGCAGUCGGUGCUGGAGCACGAGGAGAUGAUGAUGCAGCAGGACGAACCCAUGACGGCGCACGCUCUGGCUCACGAGCCUCUGCCGAUCGUGCCGCGUCGCGAGUCGCACGAGCCGGUCGCACAGGCGCAGACGGCCCUCAAGCACGAGCAGGCGCCCAUCCGCGCCUCGCACAGCAUCAAGCAGGAGAACUACCACUCCGAGCCCAGCUACUCGGUGAGACGCGACGUCUACCACCGUGAGAGCAGGUCGAUCUACUUCACCCUGGCAUUCGCUGGCAUCGCCCUGAUGGCCGCCACCGUGGUCGGCGUUGCGGUAUUUAAGCGACGCAACGCGCGAAGUCCUCACAGCCAGGGCUUUAUCGAGGUGGACCAGGCGGCAACUCCGGAGGAGCGACACGUGGCCAACAUGCAAAUCAACGGCUACGAGAAUCCCACCUACAAGUACUUCGAGGUCAAGGAGUAAAGGCCAGCUCUGGCUGAGAGAGGUGGCACCGGAGAGCCAGAGAGCCGCAGCACAGACACACGGAAAUAGAACGAACGUCACGUGAGCGAGACCGGGCGAAGGAGAAGCGACCGGCUCCGUGUAGCUCGCUCGCCUUUUCCACCCUCAACCCCUCACCCCUCCUCCUCCCCCCCCCCCGCCGCCCUCGACCCCUCACCACCAAGUGCGUGUGCGAAUGUGCGACCAAGUUUUUUCCUUUCGCGACUUUCCCCAUUACCUCUGCCUCCCUCCCAUCCGCCGUAAUCCUCGGCUUUCUUCCUGUCGCUCCGACACGCGUUUUUUUUUCUUUCUUCGCGGGGCAUGAAACAGACAAAGAACUUGAUGAGAAAAUACUUAUUCCUCCCUCCCCGCCCCAACAAACACGUGGAUAUAUCCCCUUAUCCCUGAUCACGCAUAUCCUGCGAGGCCGCGUAGCAAAGUCAGUCGUAUUAGCCAAGAGCAAGAAACACACACGUGUGCACGGUCUCGCAGAUAACACAAAAGAAAGAACAGUAGUCGUCGACGUAAGAGAAGUUUUUAUAUAUUUGUAGGGGUGUAGUGCGUGCGCCAACAAAAAACCAAUAAAAAACAAAAGAAAAGAAAAAAUUAAAAAAAAAACAAAAAAAAAACAAAAAAACAAAAAAACAAAAAAAGGCCGUUCGAACAACCAUCGGCCGCAGCGACCGAUACAGGGACAGGGUCGUUGCAAAGAUGUUGGACGCGGGAUAGUAAUAUCGAAGCAAAUGACGAAGGCAGCCAUGGCAAGUUUCUCAGAGUGGAGAGUGCAUCCAUCUUGCACGUGGUCGAGCCGCUUGAUCCCUUCUCUAUAAAACGAUACGAGCCAUGCUUACUCACGCCACGGACACUCGUGCAUCUAUCAAGUAAGUGUAGGCAGCAAGCACCGUCACCAUUUUCCAGGAAAAAGUGUUUUGCGCAGCCUCUGUCACGCUUGCGGAACCCAAAGACGUCAAGUUAUAUCUCAAGCUUCGCGAAUUAUUAGCCGGCGCUAUAUCGUUGAUAAAUAAAUAUAUAUUAUAUAUAUGUACGUAUAAAUGAGAACGAGAAAAACCAAUGUCCUAGAUAACGAAGCGACUACUCAGGACACUUUUUCCUCCAGCUCGCAGGCUGGCAGCUCUUAGUUGCUAUUAUUAUUGUUCUUCGUUCAUCAGACAAACGAGCGACGUCGAUGGCGCGUGUUUCUUUUUUAUCUCUCGCGAUAUCUUUCGAUCCCUGACGAUCUCUACUUUGCUUUCACUGAAUAUAAAUAUAUAAAUAUUAUAUAUAUUGUAUACUUAAGCGACGCAUACGUGACGAAAAGAAGACCAAUUAAAACAGACGCAUGACGCGGUACUUGAUGAUGGUAUUGGCGCAGUUCCUCUACAAUGUUCCCGCGAUGGAUUUUGUAUUGACAAAGCCGACACAUAUACGACAAUUACAUACAUUAUACACACACACGGCUCAAAAACCGAGAUUAAAAUGAGGGCGCUCUGUUUCAAUUACCUUGAUUGAGCAAUACUUAGAAUUACUGAUCGAGUAUUAUUAAGACUUAGUUGAAGCAUCCAUGCCAAACAAACACGACCACUCGAAAAAGUUUUUUUCCUCGGUUUAUGUACAAAUUCUUCGAUUUACGUAGACUUGAAAUUAAAAUGCAUGCAGACAUUCGCAAAAGUGAAAGGUUAUUCAAUAGCUUUGUACUUUCAAAAAAAUAUGGUGCAGCUCAUACAAUUUGAUUAUAUAACCAAAUUGUCGAAGAUACACACACACACACGCACGCACGCACGCACGACAGACAAAACACAUCACCGUUUUAGUCGACAGUAUAAUUAGCGCACGAUUGAAAGCAAUAACUUCGAAUACGAACUUAAAACAUGGUCUUGAUUCAUAUAAAAUUAAAAUAAUAGAUAGUCUAAUUGGCACGUUCCGAAGAAGCAAGGAGAAAUAUCGACCAAGUAUAUUUUAAUACAGCUUUAGUAAUCCGAAUACUCACUUCACUUCGCGCUUUAUAAAAAUUGCAUCGUCACGAACGCAUAUUUUCAUUAAAAUAAUCGACUGCAUAUAUCGUUAAUCCAGUUGAAGGGAAAGACUCGUCAUUUAUGAAAGUGUAGAUGGAUUAAAAACGAUAUUUUACACUAAUUUUCCAUUGAAAAUCGUUAUUUAGGAUAAUACGAUCAACUAUUAAAACUAAUAGUAAAACGGGACCUGACAAGACGAAAAAUGACAUCUCUGAGUAAGUUAAAAAGCUUAUGGUAAAUGUAAAGCCAAGUCUGGAAUGAUCGUUGAUUCGGAAUGAAAAACAAAAAAACAAGCUUCUGGAGUUCUCUUGCAAAUGCCGCUUUAUCGUCUCUAUAUUCCACGGGGAAAAUGAAUUCUCAAGCUUCUCAAUUCGCAGAUAUCACAAGUAUAUAAACCCAGAAGCUUUGAAGCUUCGCCACGAGCUUUCAAUUUUCACAGGUAUAAGAGAUAAAUUUCAAUGAUUUAGUACGAUACACUAAAAACAAUACACUUGAAACUAUUUUGUUACACUCGUCGAGUACCGGGAAUGUAAGCACUCGGACAUCGACAAACUAUUGUUGUUUGCAAGUGGCGCGUCGUCGCGCAAUGCGCCUCGGCGCUUCGAUUUGAAAAAUUAUUGCCAAGGGAAAGAAAGCAUUUGGAAAUGUUGUCGAUGCCCGAAGCACCGAUUGAUAAAAAAAAAGCGAGCGUGAAAUAAAUAUUGGUUUUCAAUAGUGCGCACCAGUGACUCAUAUAUAGUUUUUUGGUAGUACACACAAAUUAUAUUGAUAAACACUAUUAAACGAUAUUAAUAUUAUGAGAAAAACACAACACUAAUAAUUAUCUAUAAUAAAAAAAUUUAGACUAAUUAUAAACAAUACAUGUAUAAUUUUUAAGUGUACGCAUUUGCCGUAGAGAAUGUCCGAUUAUAUUUUCAUUUUUUAUGACAUCCUUAUACAUUGUCUUUGAAUUCUGUGUAUUCAUGAUACAUUCGUAACAUUUAGAGAUUUAUUGGUAAUAACUAUUAUUAUUACUAAUGCUACCAUUAAUUACUUAAUUUCAUUACGAUGUGUUAACUAUAUUUCUAUUGAUAUUAUCCAUUUUGAGAUUAUUGUUUAUUCAUUACUAUUACAUGUUAAUCUAUUGCAUUUAUUGUUCAUUGAUUAUCUAACGUGACUAAUAAAAAACAACUAAUAAAAACCCAUUGAAUGCAUGUUGUUUUAAAAACCAAAGAUUUAUAUAAAUAUAGAUAUUACAAUUUUUACUUUCCCAUUGACAAGUGUAAUAAUUAAGCAAUGAUGUUGACAAUUGUGGUUUGCCCGAUUUAUAAAUACUGCAAAAUUUCUUAGUUUCUUUAUUCAAAGUUAUUAAUUAAUGGCAUUUGGCCGAUUUGCGUAACUUCUAUGCAUUACUCUCACAACAUACAUCAUUAUUUUUCUAUCAUACUUUAGAAACAUGUAAUAACGUUCUUGAUCCUAUGUGCAAUGUAUUCAUUUUAUAAUUUAUAAAACAAAAUAAUAAAGUAUCAAAAUUAUACUUACUGUUGACUUUUACUGCAUGAUUAACAAAACAAUCAUCUAUUUGUAUAUUCAAACAUCUGUUAAGAUACACACUUCAUCAUAGAAUAAUUUCAUGCGAAAAUCCACUUGAACAAAGACUGUCGUACUGAAACGAUCACACAUCAAUGCAUAAACAAUUUUUUUUAUAUUAUAAAUUAUUAUUUGUUCCACUGUAUCAUGAAGAAAAUAAUCUGACGAAUGAAGACAAAAUCUGAGCAUCCAAUACAAAAUCAAACAAUCUUUACAUUAAAAACAUACAGAAGAAAAACUAAUAUAUAUUUCAACGUUUUCUUCAUUCAUUUCUGUUUGUUUAAUUGAUGUCUAUAACUCUGCAACUUACUAUCAUGUUUAUUUUCUGUUGGCUUACUAGAAAUUAGCGACUUUCAAACAUUUAUAUGUGCUACAUUUUCUUUUUUGCUUUGAAUACGACAAAAUACAAGAAUCACGCAAAAGAAAUGAUGUAAAUGAAGCUGCACUCUUUCGUACCCUACAAAUAUGUAAAAACUAAGAUUGCGAUGAGAUUCAGACGAUAAUUGAAGUUUGAAAGAAUCAUCCGCGAGUAAUUUUAACAUAUAUCAUUGACAUCCCAUCAGAAUGAAAUUUGAAAUAAAAUAUUGUUGAAAGCACAUUAUGGAAAUUCAAGAGAAGUCCUGUAUAAUCCACUUAUUUACUGCACAAAUUCAAUCCUACACAAUAAUUAGGAACAAACUGCGAGAUAUUUUAAUAAUUAUAACCAUAAUGGAGGCUUCAUUAGUCCCGAUGGACUCUGCAAUGCCCUUUACACGUCUGUUUAUGAGAAAGAUAUACAAUCUCGUUACAAUAAUACCUUUAUAUGAAGAUGUAGGUGGCUGUGUUUAUUAAUUGUAAAAAGCUAAUUGGUGUAACAUAUUAUAAAUGUUGUGGUACAAUACAUUCAGCGUAAGACAGAUAUUUAAUAACUUGUGGCUGAAAAUCUGUCAAACGUUGUUUUCCUGAAAAAAAAAAUCAUUCUUUUUCGCUUAGCUUAGACAUUUAUAAAUCUGAUUUUCAUUGUAUCAUCCAUUUUAGUAAACUUAUACCAGGAACGGAACCUAAAUCCAUGAGUGAAAAACACGAAAAGCGAAUGUAAUCACUAAUUAUAUUUCGUACAUUCAGUCGCUUAUUAAUUUUCCGCUCUAAUCAUUUACUUCUGUUCGUGUAGUAUUAAAGAACUUUUGUGAUGGCAAGAUACAAUGUAGUAUUAUAAAUGUACAUGGAAUUCAUGUAAGUUGAAUCAUUUAAGGUAUUGAUCACCGAACGACUUGAGGAAAUUAGGCUUCUUUAUCGACGUCAUUCCUAUAAUAAUCAUUUUGUACGUUACCACGUUAAUGUUUUCGUGUGACUUAGAAAUAUCGUCACCAAUGAUACAUUUGUUCUAAAAUCAACAUUUAUUUCAACAUUGAACGGGACAAAAAUAUUACUUGCUCUUUUGGUGAGAUUGUUAGUCUAAAUGAGCCAUUAGCGAAGUAAAAGUGAUGAUUUGUUUGAAUGUCCAUCAAAGUCGACUUUUAUCAUUUUAUUUAAACAAUCCGAAGGGUUCUAUAAAAAAUUUCAGCUAUUUUGAACCUUUAAACGCCAUUUUGAGAAAUUUGCAUAAAGAAAAUGAGCAAACGAAGUCGAUGAAAGAGUAAAAUAGAGUAAGAUUUGCUAAAGAGCUUUGCAAUAUAAACCGAUUAUUAAACAAACGAUAAAAGCGUAUAGAUUGCAGUCAUCUUGUAGCAAGUAUAUGUGGGCUGGCCUCUUAGCCAUUUUUACCAAUUACAAAGCCGGAAUAUUAGCAAAUAAGUAAUUGUUUAAUGGAGGUAUAUGUAGUUAAGAUAAAAACUGAAAAUUCUGGAUACCCAGAUGGAAAAUGUUCGAUGGUUUCGUUCGGCUUGUACUAGCUGAUUUCCGAUUUUGCAGGCGCAUGCAAUAAUGCUAGAAUGCAGUUCAGCGCAGAGCUCCAAAAAUUUUGCUUGUAGAUCCUCAGGAGAGGAAAAACUAGUAUACGUAGGAAGCCAUGCCGAAGCCAUCGAAUAAGAGGAACAAGCAGACGUUGGCAACCUUGGAAUGAGCACUAAACCAUACACACACUAAAUAUAAUUAUAUGUAUACCUCUACCUUAUUAUGUGUUUUUCCACUUAGUUUGAUAAGAAAACGACUUGAGAUUUACAAAUGGGAGAACAAAGUUUUAUGUGUAAAAAUAAGGUAUUUGGUUUGGAAACUGUUCAUAAUAAACUAACUAUCUUAAAAAGGUAUACCUAUUAAAGAUAUAUGAUAUACACUGUGACGAUCAUGGUAAUAUUAUAUAUAUAUUAUAUAUUUCACGUUUAAUGCUUAUAUAUUUGUAUAUGAUUGGACGGCUAAUUAGAAUAUAAAUAUGCGCUUUGACCAGAAUCGCGUGUUGCGCGCGCACACAACAUACAUACACAUACACACGUAUAUAUACACACACACACACUCACUCACACACACGUCUAGUAGUUUUCUACAAUAAUAUGAGCCGUGUUUAGUCCUUCGAAUACGCGAUCUCUUAUCGCAACGUUCACUUUGAAUUAAGCAUUUGAACGACAAUGUUUUUGAGAUACAAGAGCAUUUGUUGCUUUUAAAACCGUCCUUAUAGAAAUUUAACUACUAAUAGUGCGUAAUAAGCUUACACUGAAAUCAGUUUUCCAUUGGAAUAUAUAAAUAAUACAAAACAUUUUGGUCGCGGCGAUUCUGGUCGAACGAUGGAUGUAAAACGCAUGAUAAAACCGAAAACGAUAAGAAUAUUUUAGAUAUAUUGAAAAAAAAGAUGAAAAAAAUACUGUCAGAGAAAAACCAGCAAAUUAGUAGCAAGUUAUACCACAUAAGUGUACUAUGUCAUCGGCGUAACAGCAGUUUAGGAACAAUUAAUCCAAACGAGUCAAGAACAAAAGGACAAAAUCUACACGUAACUUCUUGUAAGUCGCAUACGAAACUCACUUCUAUACAUUUGUACGAGUAAAUAAUUACUGUAUACACGCAAGUGGACAAUUAAUAAGACACACACAGCCCAGAGCGUCUACCAAAUCUCAAGAAACUAUUAAACAAUAAGUACAUUAUGUGAGCUGAUUUUCGCUAUAUAAAUGAAUAAAAAUGGAACAAUAUAAA